Calypte anna (Anna's hummingbird) is the source of this 2007-nucleotide messenger RNA. It is a transcript of the gene JAM2, whose product is annotated as junctional adhesion molecule 2. Gene Ontology annotation, cellular component: cell surface; tight junction; protein complex involved in cell adhesion. Gene Ontology annotation, biological process: leukocyte tethering or rolling. The transcript is spliced from 10 exons. Bases 396 to 1283 code for a protein of 295 amino acids. NCBI's taxonomy places the organism in Eukaryota, Metazoa, Chordata, Aves, Apodiformes, Trochilidae. The record is from RefSeq and is a predicted model, not a curated record.
GGGCGAGGCGGAGGAUAAAGAUCCCGGAGCUGGCUCGGAGCUGCCGUCCGCAGCGGCUCCGGGGCAGGUCCGGGGCAGGUCGGGCGGCUGCCAGAGUGGUCCCCGCACGCAGCCGCCGCAGCCCGAGCUCUCAGGCGGUCAGGGGCGGGGUGUCUGCUCCUCCGACACAUUAAAAGUUUCGGGGUGGCAGCAGGGCGGCUCCGUCGACGCGGGAGCUGCAGCACCUGCUCGGCGGCGGCCUCUGCGAAAGCCCACGGCCCGCCAGGCACCGCCCCGUCCCUCUGAGGCCGAGCCGGGCCGGGCCACCCCCCCGCCGCUCCUGACGCCCCCGCCGCCGGCGUGGCCCGGUGGUUAUUAACCACUGCCGCCGGUGAGGAGCGGCCGGUGCCGGGAAGAUGGCGAGCCCCAGCCUCCGCCUGCUGCUUCUCGGCUACUUGGGCGUCCUGAGCUAUCGCAAAGUGUCUGGAAUUUCCAUUGAAACGGACAACAAACACGUAAAAGCAGAGGAGUUCAGGGAGGCUAUUCUUAGUUGCAAGCAUAAAUUUUCAAAAGCGACAAACUUAAGGAUAGAAUGGAAGAAAAUCCAGCCUCGAGAAGUCUCAUUUGUCUACUACAAGGGUGAAUUCACAGGUGAUCUUCGAGGCCGAGCAGAGAUGCUGAAUACAGGAAUCCGUAUUAGAAAUGUGACAAGAAAGGAUUCUGGGACCUACCGGUGUGAAAUCAGUGCAAAGAGUGAAGAGAGGCAACAUGUGGGAGAGGCUGUUAUUACUCUCACAGUAUUGGUUGCUCCAACUACUCCGGUAUGCGAGGUCCCCAGCUCGGCAAUGACGGGCACAGCAGUGGAACUGAGCUGUAAGGAGACUGAGGGGUCUCCUCCCUCUGAGUACCAGUGGUACAAGAAUGGUGUUGCCUUAUGGGAGAAGACAGGAACAGGCGGUGCUAGAGCAGCAAACAUAACUUACACAAUGAAUAAAAAGUCUGGCACUCUGCUAUUUAACACAGUUACAAAGAAUGACACUGGAGAGUAUUUCUGUGAAGCUUCCAAUGGGAUCGGAUUAUCUCAGAAAUGCUCAGUGAAGCGAAUGCAAGUUGAUGACUUGAAUGUAAGCGGCAUCAUUGCUGCAGUAGUAUGUGUGGCUUUGGUAAUGGCAUUGUGUGGCCUUGGAGUAUUUUAUGCCCAGAAAAAGGGCUACUUCACGAAGGAAAGCUCUUCCCAAAAGAAGACCGAUUAUCAAUCUACAAGUGAAAAGGAUUUCAAGCAUACCAAAUCCUUUGUUAUUUAGAAGAUUUCAGCCUCUGUGAGGGACAACAAAUGAUGACAUGUUAUACAACAGUAUCAAAGAGAUCUUUUGACCUCUACUCAGUAAAAACUGUUUCCAUGUACUACAUGCUGAAAAUAGAAACUGCCAAUGUUUAGAUCUAGUCAACAUAGCUCUAAUUGCUUUUUUUUUUUAAAGCAAACAAAACCCAAAAAACCUUGAAGCUAGAUAGAGCUAAUUGAAUAUACAAGUUUUUGUGAAAACUUAUUUUGUUCAUGUAUACAUGCAGCAAUACAGGAUUCACUCUUGCAACCCAGAACAAUCUAUUUAAAUAAUGUUCACAGAUCACCUUGCUACCACUACUUCUACUACUUGCACCUCCACCAUUGUCAAGGGCUGAAACUCUCCUGCAAUUUGGACUUAUUAGUACCUUGACACUGUAUUACUUUGCCAAAGCCACCUGUAAGUACGUAAGUAGUCGUGCAGACUUAAAAUCACUACCCAGACAGAAUUAAGCUUCCUGUAAUUGAAGUUCAAGCAGUGUUUUAUUGUCUAAUAUAAAAUAUCUACAUAAAAUAUCUAAUAUAAAAUGGCUACAGCUUCUUUUCCACAAGGAAGUGCAUUUCUCUCUGUAGACUACAUAUGUAAUUUCAUUCUGAAGAAAACACAAGCCAGUACAACUCAAGCUGUAGUGUCUGGACCCUAACUGUUGAAGUGCUCCAAAUAAAUGGUUCCUUAAAACAUGAAA